This is a messenger RNA of Sphaerodactylus townsendi, 449 nucleotides long. RefSeq names its product histone H2A type 2-C-like. The transcript is spliced from 3 exons. Bases 43 to 432 code for a protein of 129 amino acids. Lineage: Eukaryota; Metazoa; Chordata; Lepidosauria; Squamata; Sphaerodactylidae. Gene Ontology annotation, cellular component: nucleosome. Gene Ontology annotation, molecular function: DNA binding; structural constituent of chromatin; protein heterodimerization activity. The record is from RefSeq and is a predicted model, not a curated record.
CUGCUGCAGUUACUUCCUAUUCAGUGAGCCUCUAAGAGCAUCAUGUCCGGCCGCGGCAAGCAGGGCGGGAAGGCGCGGGCCAAGGCGAAGACGCGCUCCUCUCGGGCCGGGCUGCAGUUCCCGGUGGGCCGCGUGCACCGGCUGCUGCGCAAGGGCAACUACGCCGAGCGGGUGGGCGCCGGGGCGCCGGUCUACCUGGCCGCCGUGCUGGAGUACCUGACGGCCGAGAUCCUCGAGCUGGCCGGCAACGCGGCCCGCGACAACAAGAAGACGCGCAUCAUCCCGCGCCACCUGCAGCUGGCCAUCCGCAACGACGAGGAACUCAACAAACUGCUGGGCAAGGUCACCAUCGCCCAGGGCGGCGUCCUGCCCAACAUCCAGGCCGUCCUCCUGCCCAAGAAGACCGAGAGCCACAAGGCCAAAGGGAAGUGAGCAAGCCCCUGCCAGCA